UAAAAGGCAAUUAACGCAGUUGAAGUUAGAAAAGCAACGUCAGUUUAUAUAUAUGCGCCAUGGCGAUGAUUCUUCAUUCAGAUCCUCCAAACCUGUGAACUCUGAUGUUCAUUUUCCCACUUCCAGAAUCAUCGUCCCAAACCCUAACCCUAAUAGCGAGAAAGAGAGAGAUAGAAGGGAGUAUUUGUUGACUGAGAAGAUUCAAGCUUGUAUUGCUACGUAUAUGUGCAUGUACUACUGUUAUUGAAGAGAAUGGCGAUAAUUGGCGAUGCGCUUCGACAGGCGUUCAUGCCGAAGAACGAGUACGAGAGCCUGCGGGAAGAGGAUAAGGCUUGGCUCCGGCUGCGGAAGCCUUUCGUAGUGUUCUCAGUAGCUCUAAUUUCGAUCGCGGUUUUGCUUUCCACUCUGAUUAGCUUCAGCAUAGUGUUCCCGGAAGAUCCGGCACGACGCCCCUUUUGCGGGGACGUACGAAUUCAACCACUUUCUAUCAAUAUCACCGCCUCGGCAACGACGACGACUAUAAGCGGUGGGGCCGGCAGAGGUGGUGACUCCGAUAGGAAUUUUGGGGCUUUUUAUCUCACCAAUCAGGAGACUGUGGAUUAUUAUUGGAUGGUUGUGUUUAUACCGUCGUUUGUUGUUUUCGGCGUUUCUGCAGUGUAUCUGAUUUCAGGAAUUGUUGUUGCAUAUACUGCUCCUUCAAGGCAUGGAUGUUUGAAGGUAGUUGAGAAUAACUACUGUGCUUCUAGAAGAGGAGGAGUGCGAUGUCUAUCAAUUCUCAACAUUGUUUUUGCUAUCAUUUUCGGACUUUUAGCACUGUUUCUUGGUUCAACCCUGCUCACUCUUGGAAGCAGCUGUUCUGUGCCCCUGUUUUGGUGCUAUGAAAUCGCAUCAUGGGGGCUGGUAAUUCUAUAUGGAGGAACUGCCUUCUUCUUGAGAAGAAAGGCUGCUGUAAUUCUUGAUGAAAGUGACUUCACCGGACACAAUCUUGGAGUAGAAAUGCUUGAAGCAAAUCCCGUUGAAGUCACUCCAGAGAUGGAGAGACGCAUAAAUGAAGGUUUUAAGGCAUGGAUGGGUCCAUCUUUUUUGUCCUCCGAUGAGGAAGAUGAAUCUGACAACUAUAUGGAAGUAUCAACUUUAUCUCGAACCAAUUCUAGCCGUCAAAGAGUGUAGUGUCAUCCUCAAAUCUUCUUACAUCUUAUUGAAGCCUUCUUUCCAAACCAACAAAGUGCCAACGAGAAAUGUGAUGUGCCAUCAAUUUUCCCAACUUGGAACACUGCAGGGUUGGACCUAGUGUAUGGAAGGCGUCAGUUGACAGUUGUAUAGUUGUUCAUACGACUGAUCCAUAAUGCAGGAUUGAAGAGACCAUAAGAUUAAUUCAUUCAGAUAUAGAGUUUCAAAGCUGUAAAAAGUUAGCUGAGAAAAAUUAUAUUCUUGCUUGUCAGGCCAGGGUUGUUAGAUAGUUGAUAUACAAACGUUUCUGCUAAUCUUUUCUGGAAUGAUCACUAACUGAUGCAACGUAUUAAAUUGUGUUUAAUUGAUUUUU
This is a messenger RNA of Ipomoea nil (Japanese morning glory), 1543 nucleotides long. RefSeq lists its product as uncharacterized. NCBI's taxonomy places the organism in Eukaryota, Viridiplantae, Streptophyta, Magnoliopsida, Solanales, Convolvulaceae. The transcript has 3 exons. The record is from RefSeq and is a predicted model, not a curated record. The coding region runs from base 253 to 1170 and encodes 305 amino acids.